This is a messenger RNA of Notothenia coriiceps (black rockcod), 1026 nucleotides long. RefSeq names its product solute carrier family 35 member H1 (gene slc35h1). Lineage: Eukaryota; Metazoa; Chordata; Actinopteri; Perciformes; Nototheniidae. The transcript is spliced from 6 exons. The coding region runs from base 338 to 916 and encodes 192 amino acids. The record is from RefSeq and is a predicted model, not a curated record.
CACUGUCACUAUUUGCAGAAGUCAUGGGAUGUUGACAGCUUAAAUAAUGUUAUUGUCUACGCAAAGACAUAACGGAUUUGUUUAUUUAGAAAGUUAGCUAGCGUUAAUGAACCUAUACCAAAUAUACAAUAGCAGGCAAAUAUCCACUAAUGGGCUCCCGUUAUAAAGUUACUUUGGUUACUAACAACUGGACAAACUCAGCAUCUGCCAUCUGUUGAGGGCAACCACUACAUUGGCUAUUGCUAUGGCUGAUAGGAAAGGCUGCAGAUUCUGUUUGGAGAUGACAUUUCUACAUUAGCUGUCUUUUCUGGAUCUUUCUUGAUCCUGACAGACCUGUAUGGCGUGCCCGGUCCAGUUCCUCUGCCGGGGAAUUCGCACUGUUGGAUUAGUUCUCCUAUACUAUGCCUUCUCUAUAGGCAUCACAUUCUAUAACAAAUGGCUGAUGAAGGGCUUCCACUAUCCCCUCUUCAUGACAUUAGUUCAUCUCACCAUCAACUUCUGCCUGUCUGCUCUGACUCGAAGGGCCAUGCAGUGCUGGACAGGGAAACCUCGCGUCAUUCUGAGCUGGACAGAUUACCUCCAUAAAGUGGCUCCUACAGCCUUGGCAACAGCACUGGAUAUUGGACUCUCCAACUGGAGCUUCCUCUUCAUCACCAUUAGCUUGUACACCAUGACCAAAUCUUCAGCAGUGCUUUUUAUCCUUUUUUUCUCUCUGGUGUUUAAACUAGAAGAGCCGAACCCAUUCCUGGUGGUGGUGGUCCUGCUGAUCUCCAGCGGUCUGUUCAUGUUUACUUUUGAGUCCACCCAGUUCAACCUGCAGGGCUUCAGCAUGGUGCUGCUGGCCUCCUUUAUCGGCGGGAUCCGCUGGACCCUCACUCAGGUCCUCAUGCAGAAAGCAGAGCUGGGUCAGUGUUGAGUCACACUCUGUAAAAUGAUUCAAUGAUGUGUAGCAGUCCUGUUUUAUAGGUGCUUUUCUUAAACACAACCAACACUUACAUUGGAAUAGGACCUUUGGCUCACACAUCC